Molecule: messenger RNA, 1632 nt
Organism: Rubroshorea leprosula
Lineage: Eukaryota; Viridiplantae; Streptophyta; Magnoliopsida; Malvales; Dipterocarpaceae
Source: the annotation of a GenBank genome assembly
AACCAAUCAUCCAGUAGAGGAAUCGUUAGAAAAAAGUAAUGGGUUUGCUUCAAAGCCACCCGAAUCUCACUCGUUUCGUGCCCUCCUCAUGCUCACAUUGCAUCUUCCUCCACCUGAAUUUAAUAUUACACAUCUCUACUGUUUUCUCUAUAUCAUAAUACUAUAUAUAUACCAAGCUUGGUAACAGAACACUACUAAAACCAACCAAAUUCACAAGAGGGUUCUUGUUUUUUUGCUAUAAUUGUCUUUUACUCUGAAUCAUAACAACCAGUACUAUUCAUAAAACCUUUGGUAUCUCUACACAACAGAAUUUCUCUGUUUUUCUUCACCUCUUGGGUUUGUUGUUCUGUACAGAAGAUGAUGAUGGAGGUUCCGGAGGAAGUUGUACCGUGUAAAGAUCACUUGGGAAUUAUGAAGGGGAAGCGCACCAAGCGUCCAAGGCCUCUGACUCCGCUCACUUUGGCCAUGUCUUCGAGUUCUUGCAGUGGUGAGGAAAGUGGAGGCGAAUUGGGUUGUGUUGACCGUGCAGCUGUGUCAUCAUCGCCGGUAACGUCAGGUGAGUUAGCGGAGAGCACGGAGGAGGAGGAAGACAUGGCCAAUUGUUUGAUACUUCUGGCUCAAGGAAGAACGAGAAAAACAGAACGGCCGACUGCCGUAGCAGGGUACGUUUACCAGUGCAAGACGUGUAACCGGUGCUUCCAGUCGUUCCAAGCGCUUGGAGGACACAGAGCGAGUCACAAGAAACCGAAGGUAAUUGCCAACGAGGAGAAGGCAGGGUUGAAAUUCGGGGAAGAGGAGGAUGAUCGAUUGCAGUUGAACAUGAGCACAACCCUUUCGCUGCAAAUUGCAAACAGGGCUUUAUGCAACAGUUCCGGAAGAUCAAACAAGGUCCACGAAUGCUCAAUCUGCGGCGCCGAGUUCUCCUCUGGUCAAGCUCUGGGAGGACACAUGCGGCGGCACAGGACGUUUGCCAACCCGACAACGGCCGUAGCCUCGAGUGCUGGUACAAGUAGUCCUGAAUCACAAGUUUCAAAGAAAUCCAGAAAUCUUCUGCAACUGGAUCUCAAUCUUCCUGCCCCAGAAGAGGAAUCAAAAUUUUCAUUUGGGUCCAACGAAAAUUUGCUGGUCUUUUCAGCAUCUUCGUUAGUUGAUUGCCAUUAUUAGAUGAAAAUCAUUGUGUGUUAUUAAUUAUUAACAACAUUAUUUACACUAAUAUCAUGAUCUUGAUUCUUGUUUAUUCUUUUUAGUUCUUCUUUGGUAAUUAUUCAAACUUCUUUCUUUUACAGUAUAAUUGAGGUGGUCAUGACCACUUAAAUGAUAAGAGGAGCAUAUGUAAAGGGUACUUCCUUCAUGUGAUACGCAUUGGAUCGUGCUGAUGAUCAACUUGGCUUCUUGCACUACUAGUCUACUAGUUUUGUUAAUUAGUUGCAUGACUCUCCUUCUAUUCCCAUAAGUCUCAUUUUGUUUUCUUUGUUGCUCCUAGUGCCUCAUUAGGCUCACUUUCUAACUAGCCUCUUCAUAUUUUGAGCCUCAUGGAUUAGUGAAUAGGGUACCCGUCUUCUCUAAUGUAAUCAAUUGGUUUGGUUACCAAACCACCUGAGUGUUGAAGUUGAAAAAAUUGAAACUAGAGUU